UGAACUGUGCCCACUUGGAGGGGGGCUGCUUUCACGCAGGGGUUAGUGGAGAGGGCACGUGAGGUUAGUAAAAUCAGUGGCAGACAAAAGCUGGGAUUACCUGAGGGGAAUGGGGGUGCUAGGGAUUGGAACUAUAUUAACAUCUGGUGGGGGCUCAAAUGUGCCAUGGGGAGUCACUUGAUUACACGUAUGUUAUUUAGUUAAAUUUGUGAAAAUUAUGAGAUGCUCACCAACCCGGUGAUAAACUCGCUCCCUUGCUAUUGGCUGGCCUGGUCACAUGGCCACCCAACUUUAUUCAGUUGACAGCAAGUAGGAGGGCCCUAUGGAAGGAGAAAAAAAGACAACACGAGAAAAAUUAGUAUUUUCUACCUUCAGAAAUUAAUGGCCAUGAGUUCGUAUAUGGUGAACUCCAAGUAUGUGGACCCCAAGUUCCCUCCGUGCGAGGAAUAUUUGCAGGGCAGCUACCUAGGCGAGCAGGGCGCCGACUACUACGGUGGCGGCGCGCAGGGCGCAGACUUCCAGCCCCCGGGGCUCUACCCGCGGCCCGACUUCGGUGAGCAGCCUUUCGGAGGCGGCGGCCCCGGGCCCGGCUCGGCGCUGUCUGCGCGGGGUCACGGGCAAGAGCCAAGCGGCCCUGGCGGUCACUACGCCGCUCCGGGAGAGCCGUGCCCGGCGCCCCCGGCGCCUCCACCCGCGCCCCUGCCUGGUGCCCGGGCCUGCGGCCAGUCCGGCGGCCCCAAGCAGCCGCCCCCCGGGACUGCAAUCAAGCAGCCGGCCGUGGUCUAUCCCUGGAUGAAGAAGGUGCACGUGAAUUCGGUGAACCCCAACUACACCGGUGGGGAGCCCAAGCGGUCUCGGACAGCCUACACCCGGCAGCAAGUCCUAGAACUGGAAAAAGAAUUUCAUUUUAACAGGUAUCUGACACGGCGCCGUCGGAUUGAAAUCGCUCACACCCUGUGUCUGUCCGAGCGCCAGAUCAAGAUCUGGUUCCAGAACAGGAGGAUGAAGUGGAAAAAAGACCACAAGCUGCCCAACACCAAAGGCAGGUCAUCCUCUUCAUCUUCCUCCUCCUCCUGCUCCUCCUCAGCUGCCCCGGGCCAGCAUUUGCAGCCGAUGGCCAAGGACCACCACACGGACCUGACGACCUUAUAGAAGCGGGGACCCUGGGCCCAUCCCUCCCUGCGUUCCAGGCUGAGCCGAAGCCGCGGGGGCAGGCCGGGCCUGCUGUCACCUCGCUGGGCUCUAAGGUACUGUGGGGUGGACCUGGGACACACAGGCCGCCCUCGGACUAGGUUAGCAUCCUGCCCGAGGGCAGCCCCCUCCCUGGAUGGGGAUGGGGAGGGGAGGGGGGCGGGAUUCUCUCUCUAAGUAUAUUAUAUGGCAGGAGCUACUGAGAAUAUAAAACCUUGUCGAGUCAUUAAACUCAUAAAAAUC
Molecule: messenger RNA, 1434 nt
Organism: Propithecus coquereli (Coquerel's sifaka)
Lineage: Eukaryota; Metazoa; Chordata; Mammalia; Primates; Indriidae
Gene: HOXD4
Product: homeobox D4
Exons: 2
Coding region: 382-1152 (256 amino acids)
Biological process (GO): embryonic skeletal system morphogenesis; anterior/posterior pattern specification; regulation of transcription by RNA polymerase II
Cellular component (GO): nucleus
Molecular function (GO): DNA-binding transcription factor activity, RNA polymerase II-specific; RNA polymerase II cis-regulatory region sequence-specific DNA binding
Source: RefSeq, a predicted model, not a curated record